AUGCUAUAAAAUAACAAAGCUAUUUAACCUUCAAAGUCAAACAAAAAUCCUCCAACUAAAAUAAACCAAAGAAAUUAACAAAUUGUCUCAAAAGCCUAACACUCUACUCCACAAUCAGUAACAAUUCUCCAACUAGAAAAACCGAAAACACAAAAAUCUUGCUUUGAAAAAUAUUUCAAUAAACCUGUUAUAUACAACAUCAUCCUCUUUCUAAAUUGUAAAGACAUUUCAUCCCUAAGAAGAGUAAAUAGCUACUUUAAUUAAACAUUUAUAGAAUGUCUGCCAAUCUUAAAGCAGUUCUUCAACAAGCAGCUCGAUAUGAAGCAACAGUAACUUUAAUCCAACAUAUUCUAUAAUCAAGUUCCUCAAUUAAAUGAUAUUGAUUUUGAAGGGUUCAAACAUGGUCUCUAGAAUGAAUUGAUGUAUGCCUGUCCAGAAAAAGUUCCCUAAUUUUAUCUCAAAUGCAUUGAACUAAUUUCAUAACUGCUUUUAUAAGAAUUACCAAAGUGGAGAUACUCAAAGUACACUUAUUAAAUGAAGACUAAACUUCUUUAUGAAAAAUUAGAAAAGAAAGUUCCAUUAAUUAAUAUAUAUGACCUCUCUGAUAAAUAACUAGAAAUUAUAAGAUCGGAUGCACAAAAUAUCAUGAAUACUUCGCAUUAUUUGAAAUGGGUAUUCACUCCUCUUGUUGAUUUUGUAGAUAACUUAAUAAUAGUGACUAGAUCACCACAUUAUGCAGAAUUAAAAAAGUUUAAAUAGAUUUAGUAUCGCAUCUCUGAAAUCUAAUAAUUUCUUAAUACAUACUUUAAGAAUGAAUGA
Paramecium tetraurelia is the source of this 819-nucleotide messenger RNA. RefSeq lists its product as uncharacterized. The transcript has a single exon. The record is from RefSeq and is a predicted model, not a curated record. Lineage: Eukaryota; Ciliophora; Oligohymenophorea; Peniculida; Parameciidae.